This is a messenger RNA of Jaculus jaculus (lesser Egyptian jerboa), 14372 nucleotides long. It is a transcript of the gene Tnrc6b, whose product is annotated as trinucleotide repeat containing adaptor 6B. The record is from RefSeq and is a predicted model, not a curated record. The transcript is spliced from 26 exons. Gene Ontology annotation, biological process: miRNA-mediated post-transcriptional gene silencing; positive regulation of nuclear-transcribed mRNA poly(A) tail shortening. Gene Ontology annotation, cellular component: nucleoplasm; P-body. Gene Ontology annotation, molecular function: nucleic acid binding. NCBI's taxonomy places the organism in Eukaryota, Metazoa, Chordata, Mammalia, Rodentia, Dipodidae. The coding region runs from base 140 to 5746 and encodes 1868 amino acids.
CGGAGCCGGCGCGGCUCGACGAAUUUUGGUUUUUUUGCACUGAAUAUAGUCUAGACUGAUCGUCUUGGGCUUGUGUUGCCACAGGAUACUGUCAAAGGCGGUGUGUCUGUUUCUGCAGAGUUUUGCACAGUCUGUUCCCAUGCAAACCAAUGAAGGAGAAGUAUCGGAAGAAAGCAGUUCCAAGGUGGAACAGGAGGAUUUUGUAAUGGAAGGGCAUGGCAAGACUCCACCUCCUGGUGAAGAAGGCAAACAAGAGAAGGAGCAAGAAAGGGAAGAACAGUUAAUGGAAGACAAGAAAAGGAAGAAAGAGGAUAAAAAGAAAAAAGAAGCCACUCAGAAGGUCACGGAACAAAAAACCAAAGUGCCCGAAGUGACGAAACCAAGUUUAAGCCAACCAACGGCCGCCAGCCCAAUUGGCAGCUCUCCAUCGCCACCAGUCAAUGGUGGCAACAAUGCCAAAAGGGUGGCAGUGCCGAACGGACAACCGCCAAGCGCCGCCCGCUACAUGCCUCGGGAGGUGCCACCGCGAUUCCGUUGCCAGCAGGACCACAAAGUGUUACUAAAACGUGGACAACCCCCUCCACCGUCCUGCAUGCUCCUUGGGGGUGGGGCAGGGCCUCCUCCCUGCGCAGCACCUGGAGCAAACCCAAACAACGCACAAGUGACGGGAGCGCUGCUGCAGAGCGAGAGUGGGACUGCGCCAGAGUCAACCCUUGGAGGUGCUGCUGCUUCAAAUUAUGCAAAUUCCACUUGGGGCCCCGGAGCCUCCUCCAACAACGGCGCCUCCCCCAACCCAAUUCACAUCUGGGACAAGGUGAUUGUAGACGGGUCUGACAUGGAAGAGUGGCCUUGUAUUGCCAGCAAAGACACUGAAUCUUCUUCCGAAAACACCACCGAUAACAACAGUGCCUCAAACCCUGGCUCUGAGAAGAGCACUCUGCCAGGAAGCACCACUAGUAGCAAAGGCAAAGGCAGCCAGUGCCAGCCUGCGAGUUCUGGGAACGAAUGUAACCUUGGGGUCUGGAAGUCGGACCCUAAGACUAAAUCUGUUCAAUCUUCCACCUCUGCAACGGACAGCAGCAAUGGACUAGGAAACUGGAGGAAUGUGAGUGGUCAGGACAGAAUUGGACCUGGCUCUGGCUUCAGCAACUUUAACCCAAAUAGCAACCCAUCUGCCUGGCCAGCACUGGUCCAAGAAGGAACUUCUAGGAAAGGGGCAUUGGAAACAGAUAGUAGUAAUUCCAGUGCACAGGUUAGCACAGUAGGCCAGGCAUCCAGGGAACAGCAGUCAAAGAUGGAAAAUGCGGGUGUUAAUUUUGUUGUCUCUGGCAGAGAACAGGCUCAAAUUCAUAACACUGAUGGACCAAAAAAUGGAAACACUAACUCCUUGAACUUAAGUUCACCAAACCCCAUGGAAAAUAAGGGAAUCCCCUUUGGAAUGGGCUUGGGGAACGCCUCCAGGAGCACUGAUGCCCCUUCACAAAGCACUGGAGAUCGAAAGACUGGGAGUGUUGGAUCUUGGGGUGCAGCUAGGGGGUCUUCUGGAACUGACUCAGUCUCUGGACAAAGCAAUUCUGGAAACAGCGGGAACAAUGGAAAAGACAGAGAGGACUCCUGGAAAGGAGCUCCUGUUCAGAAACCAACCGGGUCAAAAAAUGACUCUUGGGACAACAAUAGCAGGUCUACGGGUGGGUCCUGGAACUUUGGCCCUCAGGACUCUAAUGACAACAAAUGGGGUGAAGGGAACAAAAUGACAUCUGGAGUCUCUCAGGGAGAAUGGAAACAGCCGACUGGGUCUGACGAGUUGAAAAUUGGAGAAUGGAGUGGUCCAAACCAACCAAAUUCUAGCACUGGAGCAUGGGACAAUCAAAAGGGCCACCCCCUCCCUGAAAACCAAGGCAAUGCCCAGGGUCCCUGUUGGGGAAGAUCUUCCAGCUCCACGGGAAGUGAGGUUGGAGGUCAAAGCACUGGAAGCAACCACAAAGCAGGAAGUAGCGACAGUCAUAAUUCUGGCCGUCGGUCUUACAGGCCCACACAUCCUGAUUGCCAGGCUGUCUUGCAGACUCUUUUGAGCCGAACUGAUUUGGACCCCAGGGUGCUCUCAAACACUGGCUGGGGCCAGACUCAAAUUAAGCAGGACACAGUGUGGGAUAUUGAAGAGGUGCCAAGGCCUGAGGGGAAAUCUGACAAAGGAACUGAGGGGUGGGAGAGCGCUGCCACACAGACCAAGAACUCAGGGGGCUGGGGAGACGCACCCAGCCAAAGCAAUCAAAUGAAGUCUGGAUGGGGGGAGCUCUCAGCCUCUACAGAGUGGAAAGAGCCCAAGAGCACAGGAGGCUGGAACGACUACAAGAACAACAACUCUUCCAGCUGGGGAGGAGGACGGCCAGAUGAGAAGACGCCUUCCUCUUGGAAUGACAAUUCCAGCAAGGAUCAGGGGUGGGGAGGUGGACGUCAGCCCAAUCAAGGAUGGACUUCUGGGAAGAAUGGUUGGGGAGAGGAAGUUGAUCAAACAAAAAGUAGCAGUUGGGAAAGUUCUGCAAGUAAGCCUGUGUCUGGGUGGGGUGAAGGGGGUCAGAAUGAAAUUGGAACUUGGGGUAACAGUGGAAAUGCAAACCUAGCUUCAAAAGGUGGGUGGGAAGAUUGCAAAAGAUCCCCUGCAUGGAACGAGACUGGCAGACAGCCCAGUUCCUGGAGUAAACAGCACCCGCCACAGCAGCAGCCGCCACCACAGCCAGAUGCCUCUGGUUCCUGGGGAGGCCCACCCCCACCACCUCAAGGCAGUGUUCGACCUUCCAAUUCCAACUGGAGCAGUGGGCCCCAGCCCACAACCCCUAAGGAUGAGGAACCCAGCGGUUGGGAAGAGCCAUCCCCACAGUCAAUUAGUCGGAAAAUGGACAUUGAUGAUGGCACUUCAGCUUGGGGAGACCCCAACAGUUAUAACUACAAGAAUGUGAACCUGUGGGAUAAGAAUUCCCAAGGGGGCCCAGCACCUCGAGAACCAAACCUGCCCACCCCAAUGACCGGAAAAUCAGCAUCAGUCUGGAGCAAAAGCACACCACCUGCUCCAGAUAAUGGGACUUCAGCCUGGGGCGAGCCAAAUGAAAGCAGUCCUGGCUGGGGUGAAAUGGAUGACACAGGAGCAUCGACCACAGGCUGGGGAAACACGCCCGCCAACGCUCCCAAUGCCAUGAAACCCAAUUCCAAAUCUAUGCAAGACGGCUGGGGAGAGAGUGAUGGGCCCGUUACAGGAACUCGCCAUUCCAGCUGGGAAGAGGAGGAUGAUGGAGGAGUCUGGAACACCGCCGGCUCUCAGGGAAGCACUUCCUCUCACAACUCAGCAAGCUGGGGACAAGGAGGAAAGAAACAAAUGAAGUGUUCACUAAAAGGAAACAAUGAUUCAUGGAUGAAUCCUCUUGCCAAACAGUUUUCAAAUAUGGGAUUGCUGAGUCAAACUGAAGAUAAUCCAAGCAGCAAAAUGGAUUUGGCUGUAGAUAAGAAAUUUGAUGUGGACAAACGAACAAUGAAUCUCGGGGAUUUUAAUGAUAUCAUGAGGAAGGAUCGAUCUGGGUUCCGUCCACCUAAUUCCAAAGACUUGGGAACUACAGACAGUGGGCCUUAUUUUGAGAAGCUGACUUUGCCUUUCUCCAAUCAAGAUGGGUGCCUUGGGGAUGAGGCUCCCUGCUCUCCCUUCUCCCCUUCUCCCAGCUACAAGCUGUCUCCCUCUGGUUCCACACUUCCCAACGUCAGCCUUGGAGCAAUCGGCACAGGGCUCAACCCCCAAAACUUCGCUGCUAGACAAGGCGGCAAUCAUGGUUUGUUUGGAAACAGCACAGCACAAUCGAGAGGCCUGCACACGCCAGUGCAGCCGCUGAGUUCUUCUCCUGGUCUCCGGGCACAAGUGCCUCCCCAAUUUAUCUCCCCCCAGGUUUCUGCCUCAAUGCUCAAGCAGUUUCCCAACAGUGGCCUGAAUCCAGGUCUUUUCAAUGUGGGGCCCCAGUUAUCUCCUCAACAAAUUGCCAUGCUGAGCCAGCUUCCACAGAUUCCCCAGUUCCAGUUGGCAUGUCAGCUUCUCUUGCAGCAGCAGCAGCAGCAGCAGUUGCUACAGAACCAGAGAAAGAUUUCUCAAGCUGUACGCCAGCAACAAGAACAACAGCUGGCUCGAAUGGUGAGUGCACUCCAGCAACAGCAGCAGCAGCAGCAGCAACAGCAGCAACAGCAGCAGCAGCAGCGACAGCCUAGUAUGAAGCACUCACCAUCUCAUCCUGUUGGACCUAAGCCACAUCUGGACAACAUGGUACCCAAUGCGCUGAAUGUGGGGCUCCCAGAUCUUCAGACCAAAGGGCCAAUCCCUGGAUAUGGUUCUGGCUUCAGCUCUGGUGGCAUGGACUAUGGCAUGGUUGGUGGGAAGGAGGCUGGGACUGAGUCUCGCUUCAAACAGUGGACCUCCAUGAUGGAAGGACUGCCUUCUGUGGCCACACAAGAAGCCACCAUGCACAAAAACGGCGCUAUAGUGGCCCCUGGUAAGACUCGAGGAGGGUCACCAUACAACCAGUUUGAUAUAAUCCCAGGUGACACGCUGGGUGGCCAUUCAGGUCCUGCUGGUGAUAGCUGGUUACCUGCCAAAUCUCCACCAACAAAUAAAAUUGGAAGUAAAUCCAGCAAUGCCAGUUGGCCUCCAGAAUUUCAACCAGGAGUGCCAUGGAAAGGUAUCCAAAAUAUUGACCCUGAAUCUGACCCGUAUGUCACCCCAGGAAGUGUACUGGGGGGUACAGCCACAUCUCCCAUUGUAGAUACUGACCACCAACUGCUGCGGGAUAACACCACAGGGUCUAAUUCUUCCCUCAACACCUCGCUGCCUUCACCUGGUGCCUGGCCCUACAGUGCCUCUGACAACUCCUUUACCAACGUUCAUAGCACUUCAGCAAAGUUUCCUGAUUACAAAUCUACAUGGUCCCCUGAUCCCAUAGGACACAACCCUACUCAUCUCUCCAACAAAAUGUGGAAAAACCACAUGUCCUCCAGGAACACUACACCGCUGCCCCGCCCACCUCCCGGCCUGACCAACCCCAAACCGGCAUCUCCUUGGAGCAGCACAGCACCCCGAUCAGUCAGGGGCUGGGGAACACAGGACUCUCGGCUUGCCUCAGCCUCUACCUGGAGUGAUGGUGGCUCUGUUCGUCCUAGUUACUGGCUGGUUCUUCACAAUCUCACUCCACAGAUUGAUGGGUCAACCUUGCGAACGAUCUGCAUGCAGCAUGGUCCACUGCUGACAUUCCAUCUGAAUCUAACCCAGGGCACUGCCCUGAUCCGAUACAGCACCAAACAGGAGGCAGCCAAGGCUCAGACUGCACUGCACAUGUGUGUGUUGGGAAACACUACCAUCCUGGCUGAGUUUGCCACUGAUGAGGAAGUUAGCCGCUUUCUGGCCCAGGCUCAGCCCCCUACACCUGCAGCAACUCCAAGCGCACCAGCCACAGGUUGGCAGUCGCUGGAGACCAGCCAGAACCAGUCAGAGCCCGUUGGACCUGCGCUGAACCUGUUUGGUGGGUCCACGGGGCUCGGCCAGUGGAGCAGUGCUGGCGGCAGCAGUGGGGCUGAUCUUGCUGGCGCCUCAUUGUGGGGACCCCCAAACUAUUCUUCUAGUUUGUGGGGAGUCCCCACAGUGGAAGAUCCCCAUAGGAUGGGCAGCCCUGCUCCUUUACUACCUGGUGACCUUCUAGGAGGAGGGUCGGAUUCAAUCUGAACUUAGAACUUUCAACUCUGACCUCGUGACCUUUUUUGGAACAGCAGCAGCACUAACUUGACCUUUUCGUUUUUUUUUUCAACUUGCAAUAAAUACAUUUUUAAAAGGAAAAAAGAAAACGGAGAGAGAAAAAAAGGUGGGUCAUUGACAGACUGUCUGAGCACAUAGUUGCCUCCCUUAUAACUUCAGUUUUUUCGUUUGGAAUAUGAAUCCAAAAAGAGAACAUAUCACUCUUGAAAUACUUGAAUCAUGAACGCCAACCUAGAAAGACAAUGUGAAGCAAGUACACAUACCAUUUAAAUUUAAACACAAAAAAUUAAAAAAAUUAGUUUCUAGUUUUUCACUUUUUUCAUGUUAUAUGGAAGUUGUUGCUAAGAAACAUAUAUACUGAAAAAAUAGCUUUUUAACUUUGUUUGCACUGGGUGUGUUUCCGUCCUUAGGUCUACCAUGUUUGGGUGGGAGGGAAAUUCAAAAGAAUUGUUGGGGGAGGGGGGAGGGAAGACUUGACGGAGCCUCACUUUAAAAACAAAAACAUAAAAAAACUUAAAAAAAAAAAAAGGAAAAUUUUUGUGAUUGGCUGGUUGAUAAAUACCAGUGUGUUCUGGCACAUGUAACUGCCCAGGCAUGCUUGUUCUGGUAUGUGUGUGCACGUGUGUUCAUGUGCAUUCGCGUGCAUCCUCCUCUCUGUCUCUGUGUGUGUGCCUGUGUCCUGCCCUUCUUGCCCCGCCCCUCCCCCCCACACACACCCUGAUUUCUCAGAAAGCUGCAUUGCUGACAGUCCACAGGCUGGCUGGCCAGCCAUCUGCUUUUAUUUUUGCUUUUUAAAAACUAUGAGAACACAGGAGCACCAGGAGCCGCUGCAACUCUAGCCACUUCGUCAGGCUGCAUCGAGACGAAGGGUGCUUGUCGGUGAUUUUAACAGGGAGCUCCUGUCCACUUGCGGAGUGAGGCUCUCCUGCUUUCUCUUGACUGAGUAAUAGAGCGGAGCACUGCCAAGUCCAACCAUCAGAGGGCAGGAAGUACCUCUUGGAGCAACUCUGUGUUCCCUCUGUGUUGUAUAAUGAGUGGCCGCUAGACACAUCUGAGUUUCUGAAGUUCCAUGCAGGACUUUUUGUUGAAUUAAGUGGGAACAGAAGAUAAGCUAGAUGUAAAAUCAUGUGAUGUCUCAAAUGCAUAGAAUCUGUGUUCCCUCUUUCCUGUGUGAUUAGGUGUGAGAAAUUGAUUUUUGAAAAAUCAGGUAAUGCGAGCUAAAUAUCCUGUUGGUUCUAGUUCUCAUUUGAUGAAAACAAAGCAGUAAGUUGUGAGCAGCCUCCUGGAAGCAUCGCAGCUCCUCCCUCUCUGCUCCUCUCUCGCUGAGCAUUACCUGUGCCAGGCCAUGGCGUGUUACAGCACCAGGCCAUCACUGACAGAAACGUUUACUUAACGAAUGUUCUUAAACCAGUGUGUACUUCAAGCGUCUCCCUUUGUUUCUCUGUGUUGUGUAUUUCCUGUGUAUGUGGUUUUGCUUAGGCAAGAAUAACUUAGCAAAGACUUUAAGUAUUGCACCUUGUUUUGGUUUUGACCUCUUUUUAUUUUACUUGUAAUGUUGCUUUUUUUUAAUUUUGGUAUUUAAAGACUUUAAAAGCAUCAAUGUAGUAGUUCUCUGGGCCGAACAGGAGGCAAUGUUUAAUCCACAGUUAUCACCAUGUAUGUACUAUGUUGGAAUCAAAAUAUAUCAAACUGCUUAUUGUGAAGAGAGUGACAGCAAACUUAAAGGGGAACCCCUUUAUACAAAACAGGUGGCGAGCGGGCGGGAAGAAGAUGGGGAUGUGUGCCGGUAACAUGCCAGCACGUGUGUGCAUGUCCCAGUGUGCAUCACACUGUUCAACAUUGAAGUGCCGACAUUCUGUACCAGCAUAUGCCUGCCCAUUCCAACCCCUGAUGGGAGCAGACCUCUACUGUCCUCCAUAACUUGCUGCUAUUGAGGACAAGGGAGUUUUUCUUUCUUUAGCAUCUUGAGUGAAGGAUACAACAAUGCCUAAUGUAUUUGACUUUUAGCUUGUGUCUUGUGUGUAGGUGGGUGGAUGGGUGUGGAUAGGAAAAGGCAAAAAAAGAAAAAUGCAUGUAAGUGGCUUUGUGAGACCAUGAAUGAGAAAUUCUGUAGUCUUAUUGGCUAACCCUGUUGAGUGUAAACCUGACUUCAGAAGACAUUGGCAGGCAUAAUUCAAAUGAGGAAUUGUGUUUGCUGGUGUGUGGGAGUCCUUCACAGGCAGUGGGCGGGUGGGCAGGCCGGCAGGCAGACUUGAGUUUGCAGUGCUGCUUUGUUCUCGCGGGUGCCUUGUCCACAUGGACUGUGCCCUCCUCCUGCUCUCUGGUUUUCAUCACCACCGUGCCCCUCCCACCUCUGCCCUGACGACAAAAAAACAACCACCUCCUCCCAGCCCCACUGACUGUUCUGCCUUUGGAGCAGAGCUUUGUUCUGGGUGGUGACCUCCAAGUAAAGUGCAGUUUAUGUUCAAGCAUGCAGACCGAAGGCUAAAUCUUAGUGUCCCUGGGCUAGGAGUUCAUCCCAAGGCUCCUGCAAGCCCAUGGGAACUGUCCACUGCCGCGUUCACGGCUGUGCCCUGCCCUGCCCUCCUUCUCCUGCCUGUUGGGUCCUUGACCUGCACUAUGGCUUAGUUGAGUUCCUUACGAUACUACGGUGAAAGCCGGGUGCUAGAGCCCCUCUUGUUUACAAGACAUAAAUGAGGGAUUUGAAAUAUGUAAAAAUAAACAUGAGAAGCUAAAAUGUUCUUCCAUCAUAAGCUUAAAGGGAAAAUAACUAAAAACUUUAAAAAAAGACCAAAAAGUACGUGUAUAUAUAUAUAUAUAUAUAUAUAUACACACACACACACACACACACACACACACACACAUAUAUAUAUAUACACACACACAUAUAAAUAUAUAUUUUAGAUGAAGACUAACUCUGGGAGCAUUUAACAGUGUUUUUUGUUUUUGUUUUUAACAUUUAUUUUCCUGCUUUAAAAUUUGCAAGCAUUCUCAGGAAUUCUAGGGUAGGAAGCCAGUUUUUUGAAGAUGGUUUAUUUAACCGUAUCUUAUCCUAGAUAGACGGCUGUUUCUUUCUUGUUAAUAAACUUUUACAAGUUCCUGAACUUCAAAAAGUUUAAAUAAUUUUUACUUACAAAUGUAAAAAAGGAAAAGUCUCCAAAUGUUAUUGUCAUACCGGGGGAUCACACAUUUUAAAACACAUAGAAAUAUUUUUUAAAAAUUAUCAAUUUAGCAGCAACAGGUAAAAUCAUUAUCUUAACAGUUAUGGGAGAAGGAUUAAGCUUUCUGAGAACUCUGUCAUGGCCUCAUUUGAAAUUGUGUGCAACUUAAUGAGGGAGAAUUUGGUGUGCUUGAGUGGGAUUGCCUUCAAGAUGUUCCUUCUGUGUAAGGCUAGACAGAAAUUUCUCUAGCCAUUUUUGUUUUCAAUGGAGGCCUUCUCCAGUGCCCCUCCAGCCCUAGCAACAAAAGAAAGAAUUAAAGAAAGAAACAGUAGCUUAAAAGAAAAAAAGGUCUAACUCUAAUCUGUAAUAGUACGGUUGGAUUGCUGAGAAUCUAUGUAAAGAGUUAGGGAAUAUAGGAUAAUAAGUUUUGGAACAAAUUUUAAAUAUAGGCAUUACUAGAGGAAGACUAUCUAUGGACUGUUCUAUUAAUGAAGAAUGUGUGCUUUACCUCCGUGUGUUGUAGGAGAAGAAAAUACAGGAUUUAAUAAGGAACAAGUGUUUUACUUUUUUAGCUCCCAGCUACUCUUGUGCUUGUUUUCAUUGCUGUGUUGAAGAUCUGCUGCUUAAUAUCCCUGUCCUGGAUGGUGGAGAGGUGGAGUGUUCCCUUUCAUUUUGGUGUUGAAUCUCCUUCUGUAGUCCUUCCUGGGACCUGAGGUCAGAGCUCCUAAGUAUGGUCACAGCUUCUUUCAAACAUUAAGCUUCCCAAUGGGAAAGAAACUCCAGCUCCACAGGAAAAGUGAGUGGGUGGGGUUGCUGCCUGCAUUCUCUAAAACCGCUUUAGUGCCUUCUGUACGUACACCCAGACAUCCUAAGCAGGGGACGGGAGUGUAUGUGCAUGUGGUCCAAUCACUCCACAACUAGUAAAAUGCUUGCCUAGAAAGGAAACUGGAGUGGUUCUGGACAGGCCCCAAAGGCAGUGGGCUAAAUCAAACUAAGCAAAAAUCAAGGAAGUUAAAUAUGCUUAUUUUUGUCUUGAUAAUGUGGAUUGCCAAGUUCCUUCCAAUGUCCUGUGUCCUCCUUCACUUUGAUUUGUCUAGGUGUAGAAGGGUGACAGCUACAGUGACUGGAAGUCUUUUUGUGCUGGGCCAAUAGAAGAGGGUUCCUGCUUCUCAGCACCUGCUGUCCUUUGUCUCUUCCCAUCUGCUCCCCAUCUCACUUUUUCAUCCUUGCUGGAAGCUUUGCACUAUUGGUUGAUGGCGACCUAAGAAGAGAAGAUGGCGAUGUGUAUCAUGGAACAGGAAAGCUCUCUUCUUUCCUUGGUAUUAUUUGGCAAGAUCCAUAUCUAGCAAGAAGUUAGUUGGCUUCAUUACACAUAGAUCAGUGGGAGUUCCCUGUCUCCCAGCACAUUCUGACAUUCGUACAAUGGCUCACUAGUCCCCUUUGUUACAUAGAUUUAUUUGUGUGCAUUGUAAGCUUAUAAGUGUGAGCUUUCCAUUUUGUAGUCGUCUCUUAUUUCUCCAACUCUUAAUUCCUAGUAGCUAGAAGCAUGUGCCUCUCGAGAACAUCACAGGCUUGGUUUCUAUCUACCCCAUGAGAAGCCAAAAGAAAAGAAGCACAAGUAGGGAGACGAGACUGGUGCUGCCCCUGGGACCCAGUGCCAAGACCUCAUUUAAGGCUUGAGAAAAGUCUCCAAGACACUAAAGAAAUGGAUGAUCCAUGUAACUCUUCUGGCCCCUCAGUCCCCAACCCUUAAACUUCCUCUCUGGACAGCGUUCACAAGAACAAACUAGGCAGGGCAACAAUGCUGGCCCAAACCCCAGCACCACAAAGUAAGACUCCAAACCGAAUUCUUCCCCAGUGUCCUUCCAGAAGGGCAGCACCAUCCAUUUAUCGCUCUGCUUACUUUUAGCAGCAGAAUUUCCUAUUCCUGUGGUUUCUGUUCUGAGAGUCUCCCUGCCUCUUCUGUCGUGAACACAGUGUGUUAGCAAUUGGUGGUUCCAAGUUCCUGUGGGUUGCAUGUAACACAAAGAUGUGCAGGUUGGAUGGGGGAGAGAAAUGGGAAGAAAUUCCUGCUUAAGAACUUGGAAGUAUCUUUAAUAGUGUAGCUACCAGAAACAGUUCAUGGGCUAUUAACUUGCUGCAAACAUUCAUUCUCCUUGUAUUUGUUUCUGGUGUUAGAGAAGCUAGCCAGGGCCUUGGACAUGGUAGGUGAGCAAGCUCUUCCACUGAGCCAUCACCCAGCCCUCCUUCACUGUCACUGUCACCCUUUUCUUGGAAGGGUGUGGUUUUUAUAGGGUUAACAGCCAGAUUCUACUUCGACCUUAGAUGCUGUGUACAUUUUAAAUUUUAUUUUACUGUACUCUGCCAUUUUGACUCCCCUUAGUGUCUGUGUGCUAGGCAAAAUGCUUAAGCCAAGCCUGUUUUCCUCAUUAGUGUAAACAGACCGGUUUCAGCAGGCUAGGACACCAUUGAGUCUUUGUGUAGAAAAAGGCCCAUUCUUCCUUCCCAGUCCUCAAAGUGAAAAUUCAGCAUAUAAAGUGGUGCUGUGUGUUGCUUUGGGUGGAGUUUUUGAUCCUGUCUCAAGUGUCUGUAAUGUCUCCAGCUAGGAAUAGAGAAACGUUUUUAGCUGGCUAAAGGAAAAAAAAAAAAAAAUGCAUCAACAUUUUUUAUUCUCCAGUGUUUUUGCCAAGUUUUGUCUCACUUCCUGCCUGUGCAUCCCUGUGUCACUGCAGAAAGAGCUCUUGUCCUGUGAUCUUGCUUUUCUCCUGUGUGAGUACAACCCAGGCCACUUCUAGUUUGCUUGUAAACAGUCCAUCUUUAGGCUUCAGCAAUCACUCAGAGAAGUGGGUCCCCUUGAGCUCUGCUGCACAAUGUGCCGUAGCCCCUUUGCUCUUUGCAUCUACAAAGACAGGUGUCGUACAUUCUAGAAAUAAACAACUAUGGCAAGGACAUCAUCAGUCUGUACAAACAAGCAAAAAGAAGAAAAGAGCAUUUCUAUUCCCAGAGUUUGUGCAUACCCUGUAACAUGCUCUGUAGGUUUAUGGCCAGUGCCAAAGGUGUAUGGAUCUUCAGAGAUGAGUCUAGUUGUCAACCAUAGUAUUUUUUUCCUCAACCUUAAAUUUGGCAAAAGGGGGUAGUUAUAUCGUAUUCUUUAGAUGUGAAGUAAUUGUCAGCCCCAAGAAUCUGUGGCCAGGCGUGGUGGUGCUCACCUUUAAUCCCAGCGCUCACUUGGGAGGCAGAGGUAGGAGGAUCUUUGUGAGUUCCAGACCAGCCUGAGACUCCAUAGUAAAUUCCAGGUCAGCCUGGGCUAGAGUGAGACCUUACCUCGAAAACAUAAACCUAUGAUGGUAGUAAUAAUAAAAGUUGGAUAUUAGCCCUCUCUAAGCUGCCCACAACACCUUUUCAGUCCACGCUGCCAAAGAAGGCCAUGGAAGUCCACAGGAUGGAGACUGGGGGCCUGGCCAGGGAGUAGAGAGCUGCUUUCUGCCCGCUCAGCACCUACUCCGUCCCUGUGUAUGUGGUCACUGACCUGACCCCAGCAGUUCUAAGUGUUUCCAUCAUUUGAGUGGUUUUUAAACCAUCAGUCUCUCUCAUAAACGUCUACCACCAAAACCUAACAGCAAGGCCAGAUGUGAUGGUGCACGCCUUUAAUCCCAGCCGAGGUAGGAGAAUCGCUGUGAAUUUCAGUCCAGUCUGAAACUACAUAGUGAAUUACAGGUCACCCUGGACUACAGCAAGAACCUACCUCGAAAAAACACCCCCCCCCCCAAAAACAAAAAAGAAAGGAAAGUGACAGAAACUGCUGGUGUUUGCCUCACAGAAUUUAAGUAGCUUCCUUUCUAAUCAGCUAGACACCUGGAUUUAUAUUCCCACAAGAAACUGCAUGCUGGGAAAAGACUAUUCCUCUAACCAGAGAGGCUUUUGCAGAGCUUAUUAUUGAGAAUGGCAGCUGUCUUCCAAUGGGAGGAGAGAGGUCAGGAAAACUUCUCAGGCAAGAAGUGUUCUGUUUUAAAUAAAUAAGAGAUAGUGUUUCCCUAAAGCACUAUGUGCCUCAGCUUAGUUUUCACAGGGAGUCAGCUCUUUGGAAAUGAACUCCUAAUUACAGCUGAUCCAUUAUCAGCCAGUAUCAAUAGGUGGGGAUGGUCUCUUCAGAAAGGGAAACAACUGCUUCCUGCUUUCCUCUCUCUUCUCUUCCCUGGCUUCCUGGAUCUCCUCAUGGGUCCUCCUUGGACACUGCCUCCUUCUUGGGCCACUGAAAGGGUGGCCUCUCUGGGAUGUCAUAGGAUGGAGCAGCCUCACUUUCAGGACUGGCUUUACAGCAGGGGAAGAUGUAAGUGCUGAAUGCACUUAUGCAGAACAGAGUAAACCUUUGGGAGCCACAUGCCUUGUAAAGGUAGCAGUUACUCACCAAGUGAUGCAUGAAGUUUCUUGCCAGAAAUUUUGGGUUAAUGUUACAAUAUGUGUUCAAAACACCACCCCUACCCCCGUUUGAGUUUUUUGAUGAAUCGCUUAAGUGUAGUACUUCUGAAUGUGCCUUGUGAGUCCGGAGACUGUCUGGUAAAAACAAGAAGAUGGCCUGCCUAGUGUCUCCCGGCAGCCCCAGGGGCAGCACUGGAUUUUCAUUAGCUCCAGUUUUGCACAGUGUCUUCGUGUGGAAGAGAUUCUGGGUCUUGGGCAGUGAGGUAAGAAGGUGCCAGUGCAUGAAUGAUUGCCAGGGCCCAGGUUAGUCCAGUGCAGGUUGGCUGUCUACAUCUGCAUUCCCUAGUUUUCUCGUGUGUGUGUGUGUGUGUGUGUGUGUGUGUGUGUGUGUGUGUGGGCACGCACGCGUGCACGCUCAUGCUGUUGUGAUUUUUCUGUAAGCACUGGAGAAUUGAAAUGUGGUGGUCUUGACCCAUUCACCAUGUAAAGAAGGUGUUUCCGGCGUGCGGGGACAGUGCGCUUUUACCCUUUCAGCCUGUGUUCUGAGAAGGCCAUGGUUUUCCCAAAUGCAAGUCACAUUUGUGUUGCUGUGUAUGCAAACAGGGUAUUACACACAAGGAAAAAGAUUUGGAAACAGUUGAGACUGAAGUGUUCGAGAAAGAAAGAGAAAACGCCAUCCUAAACUGUAUUGUGGUCCUUCAGCACUAGUUAGUCCAACAUGGAAACCUGCGGUGUCUCUUCAUUUGUUUUGAGGUUUGUUCUCAAAGAUUCCACCUCUUCUCCACUCCCUAUCUUCUAAAGAAAGAUCAAGUGAAUGCUAAGGGCCAUUAUCACAAUUCCUCAACCUCUCCCACAGGAAAGCAAGCACUCUCCUAGAUUCCUUCAGCUUCAUUCAGGAAGACAUGGGGCAGAGGGCUGGGCUUCCCUGCUUCACUCUCUGUCCUCUCAAUGGCCUUGAAAUGUAUUAUUAUGCAAAUGUGAAUUUUGAUACUGAAUUAAAAGAAGAGGUUGUUGGA